AGACUAGAAAGUCCACUUGGUAUCAUUUUUAACUUAGUUUGUGUGGCCUGGUGUUUGUGGCAUGGCAUAUAGUAAUCACAGCUGAUAGCAGAGUUUAAGUACCACUGGAGAUUCAACAAAUGGAAAAACGCCGAGUGAAUAAUGGGUCGCUUGAAGAAGGAGUUGCGGAGGCAAAGUACACCAGGUUUGGUGAAAGAAUUCGACAAGUGUUUCCCGGCCCAAUGCAAUGUUCGAUGGCUUGUGGAGGGAAGAACUGUAAAUGGGAGAAUCCAUCAAGAUGGAGUGAUGCAGAUCAAGCCAUAAAAGGCGUUUUCUCAUCUUGGGUUUUGGACAACGUAGUUGCCAUGUCACGGCCCUCGACACAAAUUAUAGAGAAAUACAACAUAAUUGAUCAAUUCAAAAGACAUAACAUUACAUCCAUAAUAAACCUACAGCGACCUGGGGAACAUGCUAGUUGUGGUCCACCUUUAGACAAAGAAAGUCUGUUUACAUACAAACCCCAGCUCUUUAUGGACAACGAUAUAUUUUUCUACAACUUUGGUUGGAAAGAUUUUGGAGUGACGUCUCUAAACACUAUCCUGGACAUGGUUAAGGUGAUGUGCUUUGCUUUGGAGGAAGGCAAUGUUGCUGUGCACUGUCAUGCUGGGUUGGGCAGAACAGGUGUAUUGAUCGCUUGUUAUCUUGUGUUUGCUCACCGUAUGGACCCAGACGCAGCUAUUUUAAGGGUUCGAAAAAAUCGAAGCAACUCUAUUCAAACGAGGGGGCAAAUCGCUUGUAUUCAUGAGUUCGCACAGUUUCUUAGACCACUGAGAAUUGUUUUUCCUCAGGUUGUUCCACACUCGAAGCGCUUAACUCUGAAGCAAUUCCUGACUCGACAGCACCAUCUGCUACAUGGGUUUGAGUCUCGUGAAUUAAAACACACUCCUAAGCUUGUACACACUGUGUGUUUGAGACUGAGUCAGAUUGCUGUUGCUGGAGACUCAGUGGAAGACAAUGUAACAGAAGAAGACGCUGUAAAAGAUGACGCUCAGAUAAGGAGAUGUAACACAGUAGCUGAAAUAAAGGAAACAAUACCAGGUGCCUUUGUUAAUGAAAAUAUGGCAGAAACAGCAACAAAAGAAGAAAAGCAAGUCCCUCUUAGUAAGUCACCAACCGAUGUAGAUGCGGUGUUGUCACCUCGUGUUUCACGACGCAGCAGUGCAAGAACCAACAGCACAUCAGAAGCAGUGGCUCGCCCCCAGUCAGCUGGUGAUCCAAGUAUUGAACAAACAGAGGAUGAGAUCUUCGCAAAUACAUCCGAUGAGCAGGAGUGGAAGAAGAAGAGACAUGUAGCAUCUGCAACGUCAAAACCUCCGACUCCAAUCCUCGUCGCGAGCAGAAACCGAGCACUUUCGGCGAAAAGUCAUCAUGAAGAUGAUGAUGAUGUGUCUGAUGAAUCUUCCGAGCCAAAAGUAAUGUUGGUGAGACAAGGAUCGUGCUCCGGAGGUAUUAACCUUACAGAGGGAGUCAUUUACUCCUCUGAGGAAUCUGGAAUCCAUUCAUCGGAGCAAGAGGAAAUGAACGAUUCCUUAACAAGCUGUAACAUCAACAACAACCACUCGUUGAACGAAUCAAGCUUCGCAUCCAUCAACUUAGACAUUGAUGAAGAUGCAAAUAUUGAUCUGGAUGAAACUGCUCCAACAUCCGAACAGAGUGAUCCUAAACCUUCCAUCCAGCCCUCCACCAACCUCAAUGAGCGGGGAGUGAAUAGUUUGAUCAUCAGCAUCAAUAAAAUGGCUGCCAUCGAAUCUACAAUACUUGCUGAAAUAGAAGGUCAACCAUCAGUUCGUAAACCGAGGUUAUCAGCUGGUAGAUCAGACACAAUUCUACCAACUGGCUUGCCGUCAAAAAGUUUACGUAACAGCGCAAAAUCAAGGUUGCCUGUCACUGAAGAAAGUGCUGAUAAUGAUGUGGCCGAAAAGUCAAAAGAAUCUGAAGAAAAAGAAAUUACUGUGAAGGAUAAACAAACUGCUGCAAAUGAAACUCUUGGAGUUGAAGCAGAACCAACAGCAAGUGGAGAACCCGAUGUUCUUGAACUGAAUUUCACAACAAAUAACUCAAAUAUGAUUAAGGUGUUCAACGGGCAAAUUGGGAAGGCUAAAGCUGAAGUGAAGCAGAAUAUUCGAUUUGCGGGCACUUCACAAGUUACUGUGAAGCCUAAGCAAGUAAACAUGCUUUCCUACAAUGACUUGUACGCCAACGAAGAAAGCAAGGGAGAUGAACUUUUUCAAACAUUCUUCCAAUGCAGCGAAGAGAGCAUGGAAACUUCGAAUGAGUUGGUUCAAGAGCUCUCUAGUGAUGUCCUUGACCUUGUUGGGACUGCAGACGAGCCUCAUUCAGUGGUUGUGUCAACAAUGGUGGUAUCUUCACCUCCAGCUGCACCAAUGGAAGAGAUGGAAGUUGCCACAGAGGCAGCUUGCCAGGAUAUUACUCAAGCACCACAGGAAACAGAAUUAGAUGAUAAUGUAGAAGAAGAUAAUGGUAUUUGCUUUAAUGCUGACCGAAAAGAUGAGGAUGAUAAUCUGGAUGAAAUAAUCGACAUCAAGGAGGAUGAAGGACCCUCAUUCUCUGACACCGAAAAUGAGGAUGAUGUAAAUCGAGAUAAACUUUCUAAUUCAAUCGCUUCUAAAGUGAGUUGGACGCAACAAAUGAACAAUACAAAUUCGAAAGAAGCCAGAGACUUAUCAGCUUCUUCCAAAGCUUCCCACAGUGGUAGAAGAACCCCUUUAAUGUACAGAGCUGAACGAAAUAUUGAUCUCUUCAAUAAAAUGAAUGAACAAACUCAAGAAGACGACAGCAAAUCCGACAGCAGUGGGAACAAUAGUGAUGUCAUAAAAGAGUCUGAACCUCCAAUCCUUCCAGAAGAGUCCUUAACUGAAACGGAUGCAGAUUUGCUCGGUAGUGAUCUACAUCCACCCAUCCCAAGGAUAAACUCAACGAAGAGCAUGAGUGAUCUUCCGCAAGAAGCGAAAAAGUCACCGGAGUUUUUGACAAGUCGUUUUAGCAGUUUUAACGAUGCAGAUGUGAAGAAUAAAGAGAAAGGAUCCAAUAAAGGACCUAUCUCUGUGGCAAAAGCUUUUGCUUAUAAACUAACAGAUGAUGAGUUUCUAUGGGAGAGAGUUUACACGCAUCAGAUUGAAAUAAACAACCGAAUCGAUGCGUGGGCGACAGUUUCAAACAAUUGUGAUGCGUUUGUCUUGUCUGCCCUCAUGUGGUCGUGGGUGGAGCAUCUUGCGGAGCCGGUGAUCACGCAGAGGAGCAAGAUGAAGAUGUUGGAGUUGGUGAAAAUCAAUGAAGAUGCAACAUUUGACGAUAUAGUGAUGAACUUUGAGAGCGCUCUUAAGGCUCUGGAACCAGAGGUAUCAUGCACAACCAAGUGCUUGCUCAACUGCAUUCUGUCUUUUCCUGCCUUCCCCAAGUACUUGGCACAUUCUGUUGUUGAUAGAACUAUCUCUGCAUUAACACAAUCCCCACUGAAUCCAAAUGCUGAUGCAGAGAAUAUAAACCACGAACUGACACAAGUGUUCCAAGCUUAUGUGGACGCCAAAUACGAACUUGCAAACAAAGUUCAAUUUCAUGUUGGUGGAGAAACCCCUAAUGUGGUAGCAAGCAAAGAAAUUGUGGAAACCAUAUCUUUGGAUAAUGAGAAUGAUGAAAUUGAGCCUGAGAAUGAUAUAAUCCUCUCAUCCGAGCCUACAUCUAUUGCUCCAAGAUCAGCAUCCAGCAUCCGUUCCUCAUCCUCCGGUGGAAGCAACACAAGUGUGAUCCUGAUGCAAUCUUCUAUAGCUUGCUCUUAGUUCCUCAAAAAAAUAUUUUUACUACAAAUUCCGGUUUUAACUCCCUUAUAUGUGUUUACCCCAAUUCAGCAAGUAACAUAUCCAACAUAUGAAGCGUAAUAAUUGCUCAUUUGUAUUUUAGGUAGAAUUUUAUAAAGGGUCAAUUUAUUUUAACUCUUAUACCUAAGUUCAUAUAAUUUGUAUGAAUUUAACGUAUAUGUAUCUCCUGUUGUCACGAUUUUCAUAUAACUUUUUUAUGAUUUUUAGACUAUUUACAAAAAGCUUUGGGCAGCUUCUCUUUCAACGCUGUGCAAUUUUAUUUAAGAUGGCAUAUUUACUACUGAAUGCGAUUUUACUGAAAUAUUUCUUCAAGAUGCUUAAUUUUGCACCUUGUUAUCUUUCUAGUUUAAAAGUUCUUAAUCUUGCUGUUCUUCCAGGCUCUACAGCCAUUUCACUACUACUGGUGCCCCUUUCUCUGUGUUUUCUAAACCAAAAGCUUCCAGUGGUGUAAAGAAAAUGCAUGUAAAUACUCCAUUUUUUACCAAAAACCAUUCCAUGUUUACUUGAAGCCAAUACCAAAACAAACUGAAUACUAAAACCCAACCCUAUGCAACUGCUACAAUACAAAAAGCAAGAAGCGCUAAAUA
Messenger RNA from Ciona intestinalis (vase tunicate), 4462 nucleotides. RefSeq lists its product as uncharacterized. Gene Ontology annotation, biological process: cilium assembly; protein dephosphorylation. Gene Ontology annotation, molecular function: protein tyrosine phosphatase activity. NCBI's taxonomy places the organism in Eukaryota, Metazoa, Chordata, Ascidiacea, Phlebobranchia, Cionidae. The record is from RefSeq and is a predicted model, not a curated record.